This is a messenger RNA of Pyricularia oryzae 70-15, 695 nucleotides long. RefSeq lists its product as uncharacterized. NCBI's taxonomy places the organism in Eukaryota, Fungi, Ascomycota, Sordariomycetes, Magnaporthales, Pyriculariaceae. The coding region runs from base 8 to 661 and encodes 217 amino acids. The transcript has a single exon. The record is from RefSeq and is a predicted model, not a curated record.
AUGUACCAUGCAUGACCGCAUUUCUCACUGGAUCGACAGACUGCCAGUGACGGCUGAAAAAGACGUUAAGCGCAAGCGUUGCGAGUACCCGCAAACUCGAUCAAUCGAUCUGCCGACGCCGCCCGCAACCCAAAUCUGCCGUUUUACUGGCGAUGUGCCGCCUAGUCCAAUUAUAAACACACCACCGACGAAGCGACAGCGAAAUUUUCCGAGUCACCAAGCCGAAGUCGAGGAGGUCGAACAGACACCCCGUCCUACCGUCGCCGCUCUCCGCGGCAAUGUCUCCCUCAGUUACUCUACAUUAUCGAGGGCAACGAGCAAGCGCAGCAAUAGCCCCCGCAAAAGGCAGGCAGAAUUGGAGGUGGAGCCCGAAGAAGCUAUUCAGGUGCGGUCACUGGCUAACGGCAGACUACCGGAUGAGCUGUUCUUGCUUGUGUCUGAGCUCGAAAAAGCUGCAAGCGGUGAUACACCAGUGCUGCACGCGUCACUCAAGCAGGAGCUAAAAUACGCGGAAGAGAAGGCAAAGGAGAGGCGUGCGUUGGGGUAUCGCAUACCUGACUCCGCAUUUACGAGCGGAGAAGAAGAUACGACGGGAGAUUUGAUUACCGACGUCCCCGCCUCUAAAGUCUGCGAGGUGUUUCUCGCCGCUUUACGCUGUUAAGAACGCAAAUAUGACGAAAAUGGGUGGAAUUAGG